GAAGAAAGACAUUUCCGCAUCGUCACAGGUAGAGACAGCCAGACUGCGCUGCUCGGGUCUAAAAUGGCAAAAUUAAAGGACAAAAGACGAGAGAACAUAAGUGUCGCCACCGAGAUUGACCGUCUGGAGGAGCGGAAGGCGCGUUGCCAGGACAACCUGGAGAGGGCGGAGUUCAGGAGCAGGAGAGAGGAGCUCUCCGAGAAGGAGAGACAAGAGCUGGAAGAUGAAAUGGCAAUCAUGAAUGAAAGGGUGCUGAAGCUGGAUAAGGAGCUGGAAACAUUGAGAGGCGAGAACCGGAGGAACAUGGUGCUGUCCGUUGCCCUGCUGGUUCUCAGUGCUCUUUUCUACUACAUCUUCAUUUACAGUGAAGAAAACUCGUGACACUGCUCAGAAUCUGCUCCGGAGUGUGUAAUACUAAAUCCAUCCAGCAGAUGGAAACAUUGCAAUAUGAAUGUGGGUCCUGGUUGGUGGAACCUGUGGUCUCUCCUGCAUCACAGCAUUCAUGAAGUUUAAACUUUAUUAUUUUUACUCAACUUGGCCAAAGUUUCUCUCUAACUAAAAUAACACCGCAGGAGCAGUAACCGCCUCAUUCAGAGGCUUUGUGGAAACAUCUGUAACACACAUUGGAUAUACACUAUUGAUGCAUUCAUGUUCUGCUAUAAUUACAAAUAAAUGUUUAUGAUAAAGCAUCAGUCCAUUGCAGCAAGGAUUAAAGCAUGUUUGAUCAAUUUUCCUUUUUAAAAUGUUUUCUGCAUGUGUUGUCAUAACCACAAUGACAAAGCCUGAUGAAUGUAAUUUUUUUUGUAUUCAUGCAAAUUUUAUGUAGUUAUUAAAGUAUGUCAGAAAUCUCCAAAAAACUUUUUAUACACAGGAGUGAAAGUUGUGCAAGUUGAGUUUUGUUCUGUAUUUGCUUUUGUUUGACCAAAUUUAAUUGUGUAUCAUACUUUGACAUGAGCUUAAUAAAGGAUUUA
Molecule: messenger RNA, 971 nt
Organism: Salarias fasciatus (jewelled blenny)
Lineage: Eukaryota; Metazoa; Chordata; Actinopteri; Blenniiformes; Blenniidae
Gene: ccdc167
Product: coiled-coil domain containing 167
Exons: 4
Coding region: 64-381 (105 amino acids)
Source: RefSeq, a predicted model, not a curated record